Molecule: messenger RNA, 1125 nt
Organism: Fimicolochytrium jonesii
Lineage: Eukaryota; Fungi; Chytridiomycota; Chytridiomycetes; Spizellomycetales; Powellomycetaceae
Exons: 2
Coding region: 1-1125 (374 amino acids)
Source: RefSeq, a predicted model, not a curated record
AUGGAGUUCUUGAAAGCAGCACAAUCCGUCUUUGCUGAGGACAAGCAGCAGCAGUCCCAGAACCACCAGCAGUCGGGACAGAAUGGAGGAGACGACAGAGCCAUCCCCCUACCCGGCUUCAUCGCCCAACACAUUGACUCCUACAUCGACUCCCUGAAACCCGAAAUCGCCCCCAUCGCCUCCCAGCACAUUCUCUCCUUCCAAGAGCGCGCCCUCAACGAUGUUGAGCAAAACGUUCACACGAUCCUCGAGCAAAUCUUCCACGGUGACUUCUCCGCCUUCCACCGCGACGAAGAAGCCGACCGCUCUAUCGAACAGUCCCGCGACUUCUCCCUCGACGGCGGUCAACGCCUCGUCGACCCGGUCACCGCACCCACGGACCGCAACAUCCUCACCAACGCCUUUGAAGCCGCCAAAACAUUCGCCCACGAAACAUCCGACAAGUUGGACAAUAUCACCCUGGACCCCCGCGAAAAGGCCCUCCAGCUGAUCCCGCACCUCCGCGAAAAACUCUCGGCCCUCCUCACAGACAAACACCGCUCCCUCGCCGACUCCUUCGCCGAAACCGCCGCAUCGUCCCUCAAAGCCUACAUCCGCGGCAACAUCUCCGCCCGCGAGCUCGGACAGGCCGGGGCGGGCGACAUCUCCGACACCAUCGCCGGGUUCUUCUCGAAUGGAGAGAACAAGGAGAACACGGGUGGAGACCGCGCCCUCCCGAUCCCCGGCGGCCUAAUCAACCUCAUCGCUCAAAAAAUCGCCCAAGCCCUCUCCACCCUCAAACCCCACCUCCACUCCAACCUCCACCGCGACCUCACCACGAUCGAAGCCUCCCUCUUCUCCGACCUGCCCCAGCACAUCCAAGGGCCCCUUAAAAUCGUGUUUGGCGGGAACCCCUUCGACGACAAUAGUGGCCAGAGUGGUGACCGUGACUUGGACAGGGGUUUGAUCAGCGACAUUGGAGAUAAGUUGAAGAGCAUUGUGAGGGGCAUCCAUGAGGCGUUGCAGCAGAAGGCCCGCGCGGUCGUUGUCAAGGGACAUACGUUCCUGGAGGAUGCGGCUGUUGAGGGCGCGUUGGAGGUUGUUAAGGGGAGGGUUAGGAAGGUUUUGCCCGGGGCGCAGAUUUAG